AUGCUUGGAACAGAUGGACAUACCGUUUCCUCCUUUUUCCAUCCCUCAAGCUCUUCACCUGCUCACCCAGCAACAAGCCCGACAAUUUCCGCACUGCAAAAUCAUCGCACAAAUAGAACAAAAUCAUCCAAUGCGUAUACUGCAAAUGUCCCAGACCUGACGCCGAGGAUGGGCAUAGGCAGACCAAGGCCCAAUACCAUGAUGUCUCUUGCCUCUGCGCCGCCUGUUGUCCAGGGUAUCCAGCUUGUACCGGCGACAGCACUACCUGAUAAGCUUCGUUCAGUGGUCAAGUUCGAUGUCUUUAAUGCAAUCCAGUCCAAAUGUUUCUCCCCAGCUUUUGAAACGGAUGACAAUAUGGUAGUGUCAGCCCCAACAGGAAGCGGCAAGACCGUUAUCAUGGAACUUGCCAUCUGCAGGCUCAUUGCCCAGUGUCAUGGCGGAGACUUCAAAGUCGUCUAUCAGGCUCCGACAAAAUCCCUUUGUUCGGAAAGGUAUCAAGAUUGGCAUGCCAGAUUCGGUGUUCUCAACCUGCAGUGCGCCGAACUUACAGGUGACACGGACUUCAACAACUUGCGGAACGUGCAGAGCGCCCACAUUAUCCUUACGACUCCAGAGAAAUGGGACAGUGUUACCCGCAAAUGGAAGGAUCACGCUAAACUCAUGCAACUUGUCAAGCUCUUCCUUGUUGACGAGGUUCACAUUCUCAAAGAAAAUCGUGGUGCAACGCUGGAAGCUGUCAUCUCACGCAUGAAGACCGCCAGUUCGGAUGUCCGAUUUAUCGCCCUCUCUGCAACGGUGCCCAACUCAGAAGACAUUGCCGCAUGGCUAGGUAAAAGUCCUGCAUCGCAGAACUUGCCAGCACAUAGGGAGGUCUUUGGUGAAAGCUUUCGCCCUGUGGUCCUCAAGAAAUAUGUGUAUGGCUUCGAAGCAAGAUGCAAUGAUUUCGCUUUCGAAACAGUGUUGAAUAAGCAGAUACCAGGUGUUAUAUCGAAGCAUGGACAAGGGAAGCCAAUCAUGAUUUUUUGCCCAACGAGAAAAGGAUCUAUGGCCACAGCAAAGAUGUUGGCGGAUUUAUGGACCAGUUCACACCCUUCCCAGCGUCUGUGGAGUGGACCGGAGAAAUUGUCACCAUUUUCGAACUCUGAUCUGAAGGUCAUAUCCUCGGCUGGUGUUGCUUUUCACCACGGAGGCCUAAGCGUGGAAGAUCGCCGUGGAGUUGAACAAGACUUCUUGCAUGGACAGAUCAACAUCAUAUGCUGCACGUCAACCUUGGCCGUCGGGGUGAACUUACCUUGUUAUUUGGUGAUCCUGAAAGGAACCACUGCAUGGAUUGCUAAUAUGUAUCAAGAAUAUGCUGAUCUCGAGGUUAUGCAGAUGCUGGGCAGAGCUGGUCGUCCGCAGUUCGAGACUUCGGCGUGCGCCGUUAUCCUCACACGACAGAACAAGGUUUCCCACUACGAGCGGAUGACUUCCGGAGAGGAGGUGCUCGAAAGUUGUCUCCACCAAAAUCUUAUUGAACAUCUCAACGCUGAAAUUUGCCUGGGUACUGUUCAGGAUAUGGGGACAGCCAAAAAGUGGCUUGCGAGUACAUUUCUCUAUAUCCGCAUGCAGAAAAAUCCCUCGCAUUACCGCUUCAAGGAAGGAAUCGAUCAAGUUGCCAAUGAGGACGAAAUGCUGGAGCAACUUUGCAAGAAGGACAUCUCACUACUGCAUGACGCCGGCAUUAUCAACAUACAUCCUCACUUCAGCUCCACCGAAUAUGGGCAAGCAAUGGCACGAUAUUAUGUCAGUUUCGAGACAAUGAAAUCGUUCAUGGCUUUGCCGCCCAAGGCCAAGACUUCUGAAAUACUCUCUAUUUUGGCACAGGCAAGAGAGUUCCGCGACGUCCGGAUGCAAGCUGGCGAGAAAUCGUUUUACAAGGAAAUCAAUCAAGCCCCCGAGAUCAGAUUUCCUAUCAAAGUUGACGUUGCCCAGCAAGCACAUAAAGUCUCGCUUCUGAUACAGGCGGAGCUGGGAAGCAUCACGUCACCUGACGGAGAUAUUAAUAGGAAGCACCACCAACAGCACAGACAUGACAUAUCUGUCGUAUUCGCCCACGCGAACCGUCUAAUCCGGUGUUUGAUCGACUGUCAAGUACACAUGAAAGACGCAGUUUCAGCACGGCAUGCUCUGGAGCUUGGUCGCAGUCUUGCGGCUCAUGUCUGGGACAAUACUGCCAGUCAAUUGAGACAGAUCGAAGGCCUCGGCGAAGUCGCGGUUCGGAAAUUAGCAUCGGCCACCAUCAACAGUAUCGACACAUUGAUCAAUACUGAGCCUUCUCGGCUUGAGCUCGUGCUUGGAAAGAACCCGCCGUUCGGCCGGGAUCUCCUCAAGAAGCUAGAGACUUUUCCAAACCUGAGAGUUUCCGUCAAAGAGACAGGAAGAGAACUCCGGGCUGGAUGGGGAGUGACCAUCAGCUUCAUGGCAGAACUCGGGUUUCUGAAUGUUAGACCACCGAAGCCUACCAAAAAGCACCAGCAGCUCUCUGUGUGCUUCUUAACAGAAACCUCAAAUGGUGACCUCGUGGAUUACCGGAUGUUCGCUGCCAGAAGCCUAGCGAAUGGCGGCGAGAUCCCGUUGACUGUACUUCUCACGAAACCCACCACUCAUCUGACUUGUUAUGUGAUGUGUGCGGAGGUGGCUGGUACUAGCAAGUAUGCUGAGCUACGGCUCUCUGGAAUUCCGGCCUCGAUUUACCCAAGUCUGCAACCAGGCAGCGUCGACACCGGUCUUACAAACCACAAAGAUGGCAGCCUCGAAGAUGCAGCUUGGGACGACGAAUUUGACGAUGGUGGGGUCAACGACCAGGAUCUCCUAUCGGUUGAGGCUCGUGGGGAUGAGAUCGAGGUCAUAGAAGAUAUUGACGCUCUUCUAGAGGAGCAAAGCCAGAAGAAUCGGUUUGACAACUCCAAGGAAUCUUCAACCUCCCCGCGCAAGCCGAGAGAAGAGCACGAUGAAGACGCCGAUGUCACCGUGUACAAGGAACCGACACGGUUACGCAAUGGACGGUGGACGUGUCAGCACGAUUGUAGGGAGCGCAACAGGAAAUGCAAACACAAGUGCUGUGCCGAGGGGGUGGCGAAGCCUCGACGCCGUGCUAAAGGGGAAUCGAAGUCCCAUGUGGAACAAAAGGUACAAACCAAGUUGACCAGUGCGACAACGCGAGACUCGAAGACGGCAACUGUCACGCGAAUCCCAAGAACCACGGGGCACUCACGUCAGCCAGAACAGCCGAAACCAAGAGUUGCCAGUGAGGUGAUUUCCAUGCCGGCGAGGAGACGCUCUAAGGAACCUCCAUCCAAGAGGAGGAAGAUAUCGACUGAUCAGAAGCUGGAAGACGCUUUCCUUGAACCAUCGAAUGGUACCCGUCAGGACGAUAGCACAUCGGAAUGCAAUCCGGUUGUCGACUCGUCACACAACGAAGAGUCUCUGUCAGGCGGUCCAGACGCUACCUUCAAAAAGACUGAUGCUGAUCUUUUUGACUUCGGAAGCGAUGUCGCAGACGAAGUCCGUGCAAACCAGUCAACCCUGGAUAAGAUCGACGUUGUUAACGAGGAGAAUCCAGCACUGCCGAAUCCGGUUGGUGGGGACUGGUUGGAUGAAUAUCCGUUUUCUGCCUUUUCGACUUCUGAUUUUGAUCUCGGAGGAUUCGAGCCGCCACUGGAACAUGUUGCCAUGUCUGAUGUAAUCAAGCCUCACCAAGGGCUUUUUGUCACCGGGCUCAGCAGCAGCCCUGUCAAAAGUCCUAUUCACUGUGCCGAGCAGCUCAACCAAGGAAGCGAUCAUCUUGAUGCGAUGGCAGAUCACGAGCCUGUGGCUUCUGGCUCAGUGCAAGAGAAAGCAGAUGUCGCCAGCCUUGUUCCGCAGCACAAGGAACCAACAGAGUCUGACAUCAACACUCCCACGGAAACCAAUCCAAAAACUCCAGAAGCGGUGGAACUAACCACCACUACAGCGGAUGAUCACUCCAUACCAAUUGCCCUUGAGGAGGACCAAGCCGAGCGCGAACGACGGUUGUACGAGGAGGAUCAAAAGAAGAAGUGGGAGGGCAUUGAUGAAUGGAUUUAUGAUGCAUUUCAUGAGUAUGUCGAGCUCAUUUGA
Messenger RNA from Exophiala dermatitidis NIH/UT8656, 4140 nucleotides. RefSeq lists its product as uncharacterized. Gene Ontology annotation, molecular function: ATP binding; nucleic acid binding. The coding region runs from base 1 to 4140 and encodes 1379 amino acids. The record is from RefSeq and is a predicted model, not a curated record. Lineage: Eukaryota; Fungi; Ascomycota; Eurotiomycetes; Chaetothyriales; Herpotrichiellaceae. The transcript has 4 exons.